AUGUCAAUGCUACUACCUAAAGAACGCAUUGACUCCCAAUACAUCUUCAAUAUGAUGCAAUGCUACCCCAACAAACACUUGAUUAUUGACGUUCGUGACCAAGCUGAUUUCAAUAGCAUGCAUCUAGUAAACUCAAUAAAUAUCCCCUAUAAGUCAAGAUUUUCGAGCUCCCCAGACAUUGAAGAACUCAAAAGCAAUAUUAGAGGCGACUCAAGGCUUUUUGAUAGGAGAAGAAGGCUAAUGAUUAUUAUUGUAUAUAGCCCACCAUCCAUUGUGUUUUCAAGAGAAGUUGAAUUUAUCCUUACAAAGGACAAAUGUAGAGAAGUCUAUGUGCUUGAGGAACCUUUUUCUAGCUUUGCUGAAAAAUACCCAUUUGUGUGUGAGAUAGGAGGAAUGGUACCUUUUGAGGUCCCAAGGUAUGGGUACCCAAAUGAAAUUAUUCCGAAUAAGCUGUACUUGGGGAACUUUCACCAUGCAGAAGAUGCAUUGGUGCACCAAAAUUUGAAGCUGACUCAUAUACUGAAUGCGACUAAUGGGUUUUCUCAUAAGUUUGAAUCAAAAGGAGUGGUGUAUCUAAGAUUAGGCGUUGAAGACUUAGAAACUGAAAAUAUAAGCGAAUAUUUUCAAAUAGCGUUUGAGUUUAUUGAUAACAUAAUUUCUAGUGAAAAGUCUCGUGUUCUUGUACAUUGCGCACAAGGUGUAAGUAGAUCUGCAGCUUUUGUAAUUAUGUACAUUAUUAAAUCUAUGAGUGUCAGCUAUGAAGAAGCUUUUCAGUUUGUUAAGAGGCAUAGAGAAAUUAUAAAGCCAAAUGACGGGUUUGCAUACCAGUUAAGGUCAUUAAAAAGUAUUUCUGAAGAAGUCAGUCAUACAAUGACGAAGGUCAGUAUAGAUUAA
Blepharisma stoltei is the source of this 894-nucleotide messenger RNA. The record is from the annotation of a GenBank genome assembly. Lineage: Eukaryota; Ciliophora; Heterotrichea; Heterotrichida; Blepharismidae.